UUUUUCAGCACAAUGGUGGUUCGAACUUGUGGUGCGGCUAUGGAUGUUAUUUGUGCAUGCUACGGGGACUACUGCUGUAGCAGCGGAAACACGGACUGCAGCAAUUGCACUGAUUCUCGGGAUCGUCUGCACUGUUGUGUUGACGAUCGUCGUGAUUGUUGGAUUAGUCAUGUGCUGUGUACGCUGCUGCUGUCGAUCAUCUCAAGGUCAAGGUCAAGUUGUUACCACCGGUCAACCGCUUACAGUAAUAACCACUGGUUCAAACACUACCUCCGGUGCAUACAAUGCAGGAUACGUCUACCCGCCUCAGCCUGCUCCAGGUACACACUACACUCAACCUGCAGGGACGGCACAGCCUCCACCAUCUUACCCUCCUGGACCAGUUCCAGCAUAUCCUACAGAAACAGGACAAGCCAAAGUUACGACAGACGGAACAAGCACUUAUGAAUAACCAACAUAACUAACAUAAGAACACUAAAUAAGCCUCUUGAACUUGAAAAGGUCCUAUACAUAUAUAUGUAUAUUUAUAGCGUUAGAACACGUGGUUGUGGUGGUAGUGUUCAGCACAUAUUCACCCAAAAGAAAUGUUAAUACAUGACACUUUUUCGGGA
This is a messenger RNA of Haliotis rubra (blacklip abalone), 611 nucleotides long. RefSeq lists its product as uncharacterized. The coding region runs from base 44 to 451 and encodes 135 amino acids. The transcript is spliced from 3 exons. Lineage: Eukaryota; Metazoa; Mollusca; Gastropoda; Lepetellida; Haliotidae. The record is from RefSeq and is a predicted model, not a curated record.